AUGGAUAACAACUUUGAAUCCUCAAACGCUUCACAAGGAAGCCGACUACACUUGCAGCCGCAACCGCCGUUUAACUUACAAGACGUGGAUAAGAUCCAUUGUAGUCAAACAUCUCCAUGGCCUACCGAGAUGUUUUCAAGUUUUACUCCAUAUGAUGGCAUAGCCAAUCACUCCUUCUCCGUACAAUGUUCAUCUUCGAAACCCUAUCCUCUCUCCUUUCAUCCCUACCACUAUCAAUCUUCGGAUCCUCCAUCACUAGACCAACGACAAUCGAUGGUUCCUAUGCAACCUAUUCAAGAUCAGUAUUUGAAGCCAUUAUCUAAAAGAUCAUGCGUCAACGAUUUUGCCGCAACAAAUGCUUCAUCUGCCUCAUACUCGCUUUGUUUUGGAGCAAGUGAAGAUGAUCCACAAGAACUAUGCAGGAAGAAUUAUAGUAAUUCUAAUGUAAGAGAACUAAAUUUCUCAUUAUCACAUCAUCAAUCUAAGCAAACUCAUUCAAGAUAUUCUUCUCCAUCUUCCUUCUCAACCUGUGGAGGGUCCAUGGUUCGUAACUGUGGAACGGUUGUUGGGAACAAGACACGGAUAAGAUGGAAUCAAGAUCUUCAUGAGAAGUUCUUAGAAUGUGUAAACCUCCUUGGUGGUGCUGAUAAGGCAACACCCAAAGCGAUACUGAAGCUGAUGGAUUCUGAUGGACUCACAAUAUUUCAUGUUAAAAGCCACUUACAGAAAUAUAGGAUUGCGAAAUACAUCCCUGAUCCUCGAGAAGGCAAGUUUGAGAAGAGAUCUUGUUCCAAAGAGCUGUCUCAGCUGGACACGAAAACUGGAGUGCAAAUUAAAGAGGCACUCCAGCUUCAACUUGAUGUUCAGAGGCAUCUUCAUGAACAAAUAGAGAUUCAACGAAACCUACAAGUGAGGAUCGAAGAACAAGGGAAACAAUUGAAACUAAUGAUAGAACAACAGCAAAAAACAAAGGAGAGUCUUCUCAAGUCACCAAACUUCGAAGUAUCAUUGCCUCUCUCUGCUUCCGAUCACUCUCCUCCACCAUUCUCGUUACAAGACGCCGAAGUCAUGAUGCUACCAAGUUACGAAGACACUCAUUUCCAAUCAAAGAUAAGUUGA
Eruca vesicaria subsp. sativa (arugula) is the source of this 1119-nucleotide messenger RNA. The record is from the annotation of a GenBank genome assembly. NCBI's taxonomy places the organism in Eukaryota, Viridiplantae, Streptophyta, Magnoliopsida, Brassicales, Brassicaceae.